This is a messenger RNA of Neltuma alba, 2019 nucleotides long. Its product is annotated as CDT1-like protein a, chloroplastic. Gene Ontology annotation, cellular component: nucleus. Gene Ontology annotation, biological process: regulation of DNA-templated DNA replication initiation; DNA replication checkpoint signaling; DNA replication preinitiation complex assembly. The record is from RefSeq and is a predicted model, not a curated record. Gene Ontology annotation, molecular function: DNA polymerase binding; DNA binding. NCBI's taxonomy places the organism in Eukaryota, Viridiplantae, Streptophyta, Magnoliopsida, Fabales, Fabaceae. Bases 41 to 1828 code for a protein of 595 amino acids. The transcript is spliced from 7 exons.
UCUCAGAUUCCCCCUCGCCGGAAUAUCGUUUUCCCGUAGGAUGAGCUCCUCAGAGGCCAAGUCGUUGCCCUUCAAGUCUAAGAAGCCCCAUAUCUGCCACUCAGCCUCCAAAUCCCAAUCACCAGAUCCCAUUUCACUGAGCUCCAAAACACCAGAGAAGGCCUCACAGCUCUCGCACCGUACCAGAAACCGCGGCGUUGCGCUCUCUAUUAGAGAAGUCAGGAAAGUCGCUGAAAGCCUCCAGGAUCAGAAAGGCCAGCGGCAGAAUCAUGAUCGUACGGGGCAGAUCAAGUCCGCCCGAAGGAAGAUUGCACCGUCUUUCGCUGAAAUCUCCCCCCGCAAAUCCAAGGCAUCUGUAGAUGAGCCCGUCAAGAUGCCGGAAAAGUAUGAAAUUUUGGGUCAGUUCUUUGACAGCUUGGAUAGCUCGAUACGGUUGUUGCAUUUGAAAGGUUCUACAACAACUUUCACGAAUAUCUGCCCCAAAAUUGAAUGUUUAACUGAUAGGAGAUUUACGCAUAGUCAUCUGGCCCAGUUGAAAUAUAUCUUUCCAGAGGCACUUGCUAUAAAGAAGGUGCUCAGGUUUGAUGAACGAACAAGUUGUAUGAAGCCAGACCUCCAUCUUACAUUAAAUCCCGAUUCAAAGUUGUUUUCUGAAGGUGGAAAUGUGUCCUUGCGAAAGUUAUUUCGCACACGGUUAAGAGAUUUUUAUGAAUCACAUCCUGAGGUUGAUGAGAUUCCAGAAGAAAUGCUGCCUGAGCCGUUCAAUCACCGUAAGCAAGAUCGUCCUUUAGAAACAUUGAGAACUACCUCCUCAUCAUUUGAUACGAUGCCAUCAAAUGAUGCAGUUGCACCUCGUCGAGCUGCAGAACCUGAGAGCAUGCAACAUAAUGCCAUGGUAAUCAAUUCAGAGCCUGCUAAGGGCGAAGAAAACUUGUCAAUGCCUGUUAACAUGUCAAAUGAAGCACAUCAUCAACAACCAGCAGUAGCCACUCAUAUGUCUCAUUCUUUUAGAAGGCGCUUUUCUCAGAAAUCUGUAAAAGAUGAAGCAGAUGGUGUUCAACAAAAGUCACCAUCAGAUUCAUUGCCUCCUCAAUCUGUCCUAGUUUCAGAAUCAAGCAUGAAGAAAAAUUCAUCAAGUGUAGACGCUACUAUGUGCCCGGCAAUAUGUGCUUCUCCAGCUAAUCUCAAAUCAUCUGGUGCUUCAGCUGCCACACCAAAUAAAGUUGCUUCUACUCCCUCUAGGUUGAUGACUCAUACACCUUCGUUGCCUCCCCCUAAGAGAUGUUACAUGAGCCCCGAUGAUAGCCCUUGCAGCUCACCAAACAAGUUAGUUAGGCGUCCAACGAGUUUGAAGAAGUCAUUGAACUUUGACACGCCAGUGAAAAAUCGGAGGACAGAGAAUGAAGCUGAUGAUGCUGGUGGCUUGUCAAUUGAUGACGAUAUUUAUGAUAUUCUCCCGGAGGGUCUCCUCCAAUCGAUUAAAGAAAAGGAGAGAGUGGCAAUGGAGGAAAGAAAUCCGGCUAUCUCACAAGCAAAAAGACGGAAAAAAAUGAUUGCCUGCCUCCCUAAGCUAUUUAACAUGAUUCAUCUCUUGAUUCAUUCAUUGAAUCGUUCUGUUGUCACAAAAGAGGAGCUUCUAAGCAAGAUAAUCUCAAACCAUUGUGAUAUUGUUGACCGGAGAGAAGUUGAAGAGCAGUUGAAUUUGUUGCUAGAACUAGUUCCAGAAUGGAUAUCUGAAAAGUUGGCUUCUAGUGGAGAUCUGCUAUUCUGCAUAAAUAAACUGCAGGACCCUGAGACCAUACGAUCACGGCUUGCAGAAGCAAAAUGAGCUAGAAUGUGACAGUGUUUCAGAGUAGCACCGCAUCUUUUAUUAAGAGAAGCGAUGUACAAAUACCCUUUUGUUUAGGAUUGCUUGUAAAUGUUUUAUUUAUUUGGUAUUAGUGACGAGAUGAGAAAAAUUCACAAUAGACCGGCUCAGCUAUUUUGGGGUAUAUAUCAUGAAAUUCGCGGAUGGAAUCA